Messenger RNA from Scheffersomyces amazonensis, 3384 nucleotides. RefSeq names its product oleate-activated transcription factor (gene CTA4). The coding region runs from base 327 to 3362 and encodes 1011 amino acids. NCBI's taxonomy places the organism in Eukaryota, Fungi, Ascomycota, Pichiomycetes, Serinales, Debaryomycetaceae. The transcript has 2 exons. Gene Ontology annotation, molecular function: zinc ion binding; RNA polymerase II cis-regulatory region sequence-specific DNA binding; DNA-binding transcription factor activity, RNA polymerase II-specific. Gene Ontology annotation, biological process: DNA-templated transcription; positive regulation of transcription by RNA polymerase II. Gene Ontology annotation, cellular component: nucleus. The record is from RefSeq and is a predicted model, not a curated record.
UAUUAAAUAUUAAGUAUAUUAAAUAUUAAAUAUAAUUAUUAAUUAUUACUAUUACUAAUUUUUUAUAUAUUCAAAGGUGGAGUAGUUUAAGUGGAAAAUUCAAACCAUAAGGCCAGCCUUUUAUUAGCGAGUCAUCGUAAAGUUAAUAUAUUUAUUAUAUAUAUAUAUAUAUAUAUUCCUAUAACGGAUAAAUUAUAGAUUACCAUAUAAAUUCAAAUUGUGGAGGUGAAGUGGGAAGAAUUAAAAUUACUUUCUAAUUCUGAAUCUAAUUCUAAUUGUAAUUCUAACUCCAAUUACAGUUCUAAUUAUAAUACUAAUUAUACAUUAUGUCAGAUAGUGGAAUAGUUAAAAAACGAAAUAAAGCUACAUUAGUAUGUACUAAUUGCAAAAAGAAAAAGAUUAAAUGUAAUCGUCGACAGCCAUGUUCAUCAUGUGUACGACUGAAUGUUGGAUAUUCAUGUGUUUAUGAGACUAAAUGGAGACCAGUAUCAUUUGAUAUAAGUGAAUCAAAUUCAAUGCAUCAAACUAUAUCAGAUUCAAAUCCUACAACCACCGAUAUAAAUUCAAAUUCAAAUUCAAAGUCAAAUUCAAAUUCAAAUAAUCCAUUUCAAGAUGAAUUAUUUCAAUUAAGAAAAAAAUUAAAUGAUUUAGAAGCUUCUCUAAUAUCUGGUAAAGCAGGUUCGAAUAUAAUAAUUGAUGAUAAUUCAACUCCUAAUUCUUCAACAAUUGUUAGUGAUCCAUCAAUUUCUUCAGAAAUUACUAAUAAUAAUACUCCAAAUUAUAAUAAAUUGAGUGUAUGGGAUUCAGGUACUCAUUCAAUAGCGGUAUGGGUAACUCAAAGACCUUCUAAUAUUCCAAAUCCAAUUGUUCCUGAUGAUGAAAUAAUUAAUUUUUAUGAAGGUUAUACUCCAAUACAAGUAAGAGGUAAUGUACGACGAAUUAAUUAUGGACCAUUAGCUUGGCCAGCAUUAAUAAGAAAGGAUACAUGGUUAAAUGUUAUGUGGAAAUUUGCUGAUGGUCAAAGUAUAUCUGAAUGUAUUAUAGGUCAAAGAACUCCUCAAAUGUCUCUUGAAAAUAUGAAAGUAUAUACGGCUCCAAAUCCUGCUAAUGAUUCAUCUCCAGAAAUGUUUAAAAAGAAAACUUUAGAAAAUGAUGGAUAUAAUGAAAUGGUUCCAUAUAAAACUUUAGCAAAAGCUGUUGGAACAAAAUCAAUUUCUAGUUCAGUUAAUGUUAGUACUGCAGCCUUAGCAAAAUCUUUAUUUGAAGGUAGAUUUAAUCCUGAAUUACAACUUAUUGAAAAGAUUAAAAGAAUAAUGCCAAAAAAGAAAGUUAUAUGGAGUUUAAUUGAUCAAUUUUUUAGUAUAUUAUAUGGACAUUUUCCAUUUAUUGAUGAAAUAGAUUUUAAAAAGGAAUUAUCAAAAAUUAUUGGACCUGUAAGUUAUGAAGAUGAACCAUUAGGAAAAGUUAAAAUUGAACGGAAAAUGGAUUUAGCUCAUAUAUCAAUUUGUUUAAUAAUAUUAAGAAUGAGUUAUAUUUCAUUAUUUAAUAAUAGAAAUUGUAUUAAUGCAAAUAUAAUGGAUUCAUCAGAAGAUAGUAUUGAAAAAUAUUUAUUUGCAAAUCCAAUAAAUUUAGCAGUUAUAGAAGUGGCAACUUCAUGUAUUGAAUGUUUCCAAUUUUCAAGAAAAUCUAAUUUAACAGUUUUCCAAGCAAUAUUCUUUAUGAGAUUAUAUAGAAUUCAUGCACCUGAAGAAGGUGAUGGAGUUGAUGGAGGAGAUUCACAAGUUGCAACAGCAAUGUUAAUUCAAAUGGCAUUUUCUUUAGGAUUAAAUCGUGAACCUGAUAAAUUUGAAAUUUUUAAUGAUGAAAGAGCUAAUCAUUUAGGUAGAAAAAUGUGGCAUUUUUUAGUAAGAUCAGAUUUAAUUCAUUGUUAUAGUGUUGGAAAUCCAACAACUAUUGAUAUGAGACAUUUUGAUGUUAAAAGUCCAUUCCUUAAUGAAAAAAAUAGUAAUGUAUCAGAUAUUGAUAUGGAAAAUGCUGUAGUAGAAACUUUUUCAUAUUUAAAGGAUAAAUUAUUCCCAUUGAAAACUCUUCUUGAUAUGGUUUUAGAUAUUAAUAAUGGAAGUUCUAUAAAUAAAUUACUUAUAUCUUUACAUGAUAUGGAGAAAACUCUUACAGAAACAUUUUAUAUUUUAGAGAAUGAUCAAUCAAAUCAAUCAAAUCAAAUAAAUCAAUCACAAGAUAAAUAUUCUCAUUUCUUUGAUGUGGUUAAAUCUAAAAUAUUUAUUUCAGUUAAAAUUUCAUUAAGUACAUUAUAUUAUCAUGUUUAUUUACAUUAUGAAAAGACUUAUAAUAGUGAAUUAUCUUACUUUUAUAUUAAAAAGAUGUAUCUUAUAAUUCUUCAUGAUAUUGCUCCAUUUAUUUUUGAAAUACUUUAUGGUAGAUUUAGUAGUGAUGGACUUAUACUUAAUCCAACGCUUGAAAUGGCAUUACAUAAAAUUAAUCAAAUUAAUUUAUCAACUUUUGCUAGAGUUAAUUAUAUGAAAGUUACUAUGGAAAAUAAACCUGAUCAUGCAGCAAAAUUAGUUUCAGAUCCUCAAUAUCGACUUAAUUAUCGAAGAUUUGUUAGUUUAUCAAGUAUUGUAAAAAAAUGUGGAGAUUUAAUAACUAUGGUAUUUGAAAAAUUUUCAACUAGAUAUUAUUAUGCUUGGAGAGUUUAUAAAGCUCAUAGUACAUUAUUCAAUUAUUUAGCUAGUACAAGUUUUUAUACUAAUAAUAUUCCUGGUUUAAAGAAAAUUUGUGCAUUUCAAUAUUCUUCAAGUCAAUUAGAUGAAAUAGAUGGAGUAAUUCAUGCAUUAGCUAAAUCGGUUUCUAAGAGUGUUUUGUAUGAAGAUAAAAUUGAAAAGGUUCCUAUUGCCCCUGUUGCCCCUAUUUAUACAUCAAAACAAAAGCAUGAUUCUCCUCCUUCUUUAUUUAAUGUCACUCCUGCUAUAAAAACUUCAGGUAAUAAUUCUGUAGCAAUGACUUCAACUACAGAAAAAUCUCCUUCAAAUAGUAUUAAGACGGAAAUAAUUACUCCUCAUUCUUCAAUUGGAUCUCCACCACAAGAUGCUUCUAAAACAAGUCAUGAAUAUAUUGAUCAAAUGUGGCUUCUGAUGAUGGUAAUGAAAUUUGAUUCAUCUGAUCAAUAUGGAAGCUUUACCAAUUCUGAUAAUGCUAUUUAUGGAGAUAUUGCUCCAAAUUCAGGUGCUUCAUCUGUGUAUGGAAAUGGAUCUAAUUCGAAUGGAAAUAUACCCUUUACUGGUGGGGUUAAUAAUAAUAAUGGAACCGCGAUCAUUAUUUGCCUUUCUUUUUUUUUCCUAUGAUAGCGAUGCAGGAUGCCUUACU